This is a messenger RNA of Silurus meridionalis, 4730 nucleotides long. RefSeq names its product diacylglycerol kinase delta-like. The record is from RefSeq and is a predicted model, not a curated record. The coding region runs from base 63 to 3662 and encodes 1199 amino acids. Gene Ontology annotation, biological process: intracellular signal transduction; lipid phosphorylation; diacylglycerol metabolic process. The transcript is spliced from 30 exons. Lineage: Eukaryota; Metazoa; Chordata; Actinopteri; Siluriformes; Siluridae. Gene Ontology annotation, molecular function: protein heterodimerization activity; protein homodimerization activity; ATP-dependent diacylglycerol kinase activity.
GGUUCCUGUGUGCGGACCGCAGGAGCGCGCGGCUCUCCUCUAGUGGGGGAGAGUGUGUGAGGAUGGCAGCGGCGGUGGCGGCGGACGGACCCCGCGCCCUGGACGAGUCCUCGGACAGCGAUGCGGAGCACGAGCCCGGUGCGCCGCAGAAGCUCAUCCGCAAAGUGUCCACUUCCGGCCAGAUCCGCAGUAAGACGGUGUUGAAAGAGGGGAAGCUGAUGAAACAGACGAACUCUUUCCAGCGCUGGAAGAGACGCUACUUCAAAUUGCGUGGGAGGACGCUAUAUUACGCUCAGACUGCCAAGUCGAUCAUCUUUGACGAGGUGGAUUUGACCGAUGCCAGCGUGGCCGAGUCCAGCACCAAGAACGUCAACAACAGCUUCACUAUUAUCACUCCAUGCAGGAGAUUGAUUCUGUGCGCUGAGAACAGGAAGGAGAUGGAGGAGUGGAUGGCAGCUCUGAGGAGUGUGCAGAGCCGAGAGCACUUUGAGUCCUCGCAGUACAGCAUGGACCAUUUUUCCGGGAUGCACAACUGGUUCUCGUGCUCACACGCUCGGCCCACGUACUGCAACGUCUGUAGGGAGGCGCUGAGCGGAGUGACGUCCCACGGGCUCUCGUGCGAAGUGUGUAAGUUCAAGGCCCAUAAACGCUGCGCCGUCCGAGCCACUAAUAACUGCAAAUGGACCACGCUGGCGUCCAUCGGGAAGGACAUCAUCGAGGACGAGGACGGGAUCUCUAUGCCUCAUCAGUGGUUAGAGGGGAACUUACCCGUGAGCGCGAAGUGCAGCGUGUGCGAUAAGACAUGCGGCAGCGUCCUCCGGCUGCAAGAUUGGCGCUGCCUUUGGUGUAAAGCCAUGGUGCACGCUUCGUGCAAGGAGCAGCUCUCACCCAAAUGUCCACUCGGCCAGUGCAAAGUCUCCGUGAUCCCUCCGACCGCGCUCAACAGCAUCGACUCAGACGGGUUCUGGAAAGCCUCGUGCCCCCCCUCGUGCUCUAGCCCCCUGUUGGUGUUUGUGAACAGUAAGAGUGGAGACAACCAGGGUGUGAAGUUCUUGCGCAGGUUCAAGCAGCUGCUCAACCCGGCCCAGGUGUUCGACCUGAUGAACGGAGGACCUCACCUGGGUCUGCGUCUUUUCCAAAAGUUUGAUACAUUCCGAAUCCUGGUGUGCGGGGGAGAUGGCAGCGUGGGCUGGGUUCUGUCCGAGAUAGACACACUGAUGCUGCACAAACAGUGUCAGCUGGGUGUUUUGCCACUAGGAACUGGAAAUGACCUGGCCCGAGUUCUGGGCUGGGGGUCAGCAUGUGACGACGACACACAGCUUCCUCAGAUCCUCGAGAAGCUCGAAAGAGCCAGCACCAAGAUGCUUGACAGAUGGAGCAUCAUGGUGUAUGAAACAAAGUUUCCACGGCAACACUCAAGCUCCACGGUAACGGAGGACUGCAGCGAUGAUUCAGAGGUGCAGCACAUCCUGACCUAUGAAGAUUCAGUGGCAGCUCAUCUGUCCAAGAUCCUGACUUCAGAUCAGCACUCUGUAGUGAUCAACUCUGCCAAGGUUUUGUGUGAAACGGUGAAGGACUUUGUGGCCAAAGUGGGUCGGGCGUAUGAGAAGAACACCGAGAACUCCGAGGAAUCGGAGACCAUGGCCAAAAAGUGUGGAGUCUUGAAGGAGAAGCUGGACUCGCUGUUAAAGACGCUGAGCGAGGAAGCUCAGGCUUCCGUCGUCGUGCCGACGCCCACACCCACCAUCGCAGAGGAGCAGGAAGAAGGCGAGGCGCAGGUUCCCCAGGCCACGCCAACGGUCAAACUUUCAGCUCCACCUCCCUGUUCUCCCCGCCCACCUGCUGCGAUCUUUAAACCCAGAGAGCAGUUGAUGCUGAGAGCCAACAGCUUAAAGAAAGCCAUCAGACAGAUUAUAGAGCACACAGAGAAAGCUGUGGACGAGCAGAACGCCCAGACGGAUGACGUUUUUGGCACAGGGUCUCCCGAGGAAGAGGUCGAGGAAGAGGAGGAGGACGAGGACGAUCAGGAGUCAUUGAGAUCCUUCAGCACCGGAGCACAGCAUUUCAGGAGAGUCUGUAAGGCUCCAUGUGAGAAGCUCAUCAGUAAAGGCAGCUUAACAGUAGGCAGCUACGCAUCACUUCCUGCUCAGACGGGAGCUCGAGAAAACAUGCUGAACUCCAAGAUCCUAUAUACAGGGAUGUCCGGGACUCUCCCCAGCAAUUCCGUUAUCAGCCGGCUGCUAGUGAACGCCGACCCUUUCAGCUGCGACGUCGAGAACCUGGAGUGUUACACUGAAAAGUGUGUGAUGAAUAAUUACUUUGGAAUCGGACUGGACGCCAAAAUCUCACUGGACUUCAAUAACAAGAGAGACGAACAUCCUGAGAAGUGCAGGAGCCGUACUAAGAAUAUGAUGUGGUACGGAGUUUUGGGGACCAAAGAGCUUCUUCACAGAACUUACAGAAACCUGGAGCAGAGAGUACUUCUGGAGUGUGAUGGCCGGCCCAUUCCUCUGCCCAGUCUUCAGGGUAUCGCCGUACUGAACAUUCCCAGUUAUGCUGGAGGAACAAACUUUUGGGGAGGAACCAAAGAGGACGACACGUUCACCGCGCCGUCGUUCGAUGACAAGAUUCUGGAAGUGGUAGCUGUGUUUGGCAGCAUGCAGAUGGCUGUGUCUCGAGUUAUCAACCUGCAACAUCAUCGAAUAGCCCAGUGUCGAACAGUGAAGAUUACCAUCCUUGGUGAUGAAGGCGUUCCUGUGCAGGUGGACGGAGAAGCAUGGAUCCAACCACCGGGAUUCAUCAGGAUCCUACACAAGAAUCGCACCCAGACGCUGACCAGGGACAGGGAAUUUGAGAAUACUCUGAAAUCAUGGGAGGACAAGCAAAAGUGUGACUUCACACGCCCCGUAUCCCAGCAUGCAGUGCAGCCUGAGAUCAUCACUGAGGAGGAAACGGCUCAGAUUAGUUUGUUUGGGCAGACCGCUGGAGCUCUAAUACACAGCAUACGGGAGAUUGCUCAGUCUCACCCCAGUAUGGAGCAGGAAUUGGCGCACGCUGUCAACGCCAGCUCCAAAGCUAUGGACACUGUGUACGCCAACUCCAAGAACAACACUGGCCUGACUUGCAGUGUGGUGCUACAGAUGGUCAGCAAUGUGAAAGCCCUUCACAGUGAGACGGACCUCCUUCUCACAGGAAAAAUGUGCUUGCAGUUGGACCCGCCGCAGAAAGACCAACUGGUGGCAGCUUUAGCGUCCGUCGCUCAGCAGCAGCGCAGACUCAUGGAAAUCAGCUGGAUUAGCGCGUUCAUCGACCCGACCGACGACGAGGGAAAUUCUUUGGAUUUUUCCAAGCGUAGUCGAAGUGCUAAAUUCCGCCUUGUUCCCAAAUUUAAGCGGGACAAGAACAACAAGAACAAGGAGAUGUGUACUCUCAACCUGCCUGUGAAUCAAUGGGGAGUGGAUGAAGUGGCAUGCUGGUUGGAGCAGCUGUGUCUCUCAGAAUACAAAGAGAUCUUCAUCAGGCACGACGUUCGUGGACCAGAACUGGUGCACCUGGAGAGGAGGGACCUCAAGGACCUGGGUGUAACGAAGGUGGGCCACAUGAAGCGGAUCCUGCAGGGAAUCCGAGACCUGAAUCGCAACAGCACGGCCAGCGAAGCUUAGACCCUCCAAGACAAUCACACUCUCCGAGAGGGCGAGACCAGUCUCAGCACAGCCAAUCAGAUCAGCGGGACCAACUCAGCGACAUAUCAGAGCUCGGCACAGUGCCUUCGUUUCAGCCAACCUCUGUGUAUGGUGUGUGUGUGUGUGUGUGUGUGUGUGUGUGUGUGUGUCUGUGUGUGUUAUGUGUGUGUAUGUGUAUUAGGAGAACAGGAGCAGUAAAUAAGAGCCAUCAGUAAUCAAAGGGCUACAGAAUUAUCAAAGUGCGAAACACAGAAACUGUGCUGUUAUAAUUAGCCAUUAGCACAAAGUAAAAAAUGAGAAGUGUGUUUUUUCUUAAGAAAACCAUGCUGUUUAAAUUCAAAUAGCUUUAUUUUGUAAAAAUUAAAAUUAAUAAAAAUAGAUCUAUAUUCAAAUCGAGUAACCUAGCCACACUGCGUCAUGACAAUCAAGAAUGAUGGAGUGGUCGGUCCAACAGAUACAACCAUAAUCUACCUGUGUGUGUGAGUGUGUGUGUGUGUUAAGUGUGUGUGUGUGUGUGUGUGUGUGCAAUAUCUCAUAUCAGUGUUGGGAUUAGAGUUAGCAUCAGGAGAAAGCGUUUUCGAGCUAAAUACGGAGUCAUAAGACGAACCUGUACAUUUUGCAGCGCAAGACGUCAGGACGUUCACGAUUCCUCUUUGACCGCCAGACCGAAGCUCCACGUGAGCUGGAGUGUUUACGCCGUGACUUUCAGCGACACUUAUAACGGGUUACACAGGAAAUCCGUUCCUAUGAAAAUGUAAUCAGAUGCGGUCACUGACAGCCCGAGUGACACGAUUCUUAUUAAACACGACUGCUCAGAGUGUGUGAGAGUGUGUGUGAGAGUGUGUGUGAGAGAGUGUGUGUGAGUGUGUGUGUGAGUGUGUGAGAGUGUGUGAGAGUGAGUGAGUGUGUGAGAGUGAGUGUGUGAGAGUUCAGCCAUAUCAUUUUGUCCCAUAGUGUUUGUAUUAAAUAUUUAUUAAGCUCUCAACGAUAGUGUACAUACAUUCCUUAUGUACAAACAGUCUGUUAUUAAACCAACGCUGAGUUAAA